Molecule: messenger RNA, 1514 nt
Organism: Crotalus tigris (Tiger rattlesnake)
Lineage: Eukaryota; Metazoa; Chordata; Lepidosauria; Squamata; Viperidae
Product: small integral membrane protein 30-like
Exons: 3
Coding region: 164-361 (65 amino acids)
Source: RefSeq, a predicted model, not a curated record
GUUAUAGGCAUCGACGGUUUGGGAUUGCGCAAGCCAAUCAGAUCCUCCUUUCUUUCUACUGGUAAUGGCCGCUACCAGGAAGGGCGACCUGAAGGUUUCCAACACCUCAAAGUUAGCCGAAGAAGGAAAGAAAACAGAUUCCCCCAGGGUCAUCUGAUCAGUAAUGACUGGGAACAUGGCCACCACCAGGAAUGCUUCACAGCUCUUUUUGGUAUUUUUUUUGUUGCUUUUUUGCCUGCCUGUAGUGGAAGCUUUAGAUAUGAGUGAUGCAUUAGCUUUGUUGCUAGGUGUGGCUUUUAGUUGUGUUGGAUUCUGUGCCUGCCUCGGUCUAUAUGCAAGAAGACGACAUGGAGAGCAAUGACUUUAAGUCCAAAAUGUCCAGAUGAAGUGCAACUGUCUUGAUGGAUGUUUUUGCAAUUAAGGAAGUUUCAAGAUGUUCCGCAACUCAUUAAAUUUUUAUUGCCAUGAACUGCUUAAGAAGAAAGACCAUAAUGGGAAGACUGUGGAGAAAGCUGCCUCAAAUUCAUAAGAACAUUUUGUAUGUAAUUAAGAUGUUGCCUUAAAAGAGAAUGCUACUGGUUUUCAAUUGCAUAAGGAAAAGCACUAAUAAAAGUGAGGUGCAACAGGAAAUAUAAGGGGUAAAAGAGAGGAUAUAGUUUUCAUUCAAAUGAUAUACAGAAAAUAUAUGACAUAGGAAACAUAAUUAAAUUAGAUAUGAUUUUUUUUCUUCUAAUGAAACAUUUCUCUAUUUAAUCUUUUUCCAAAUUAAACCAAAGUAUUUUGUAGUAAGGUCAAGUUGCUGUGUACCAUCCAAUGUUUUGUUGUUUUCAUCUGGUUACAAUUUAUGUUACAGUUAAAGUUGAAAGUUAGGCCACUGCCUUCUUAAAGCAUUGCAGAUAUUCUAAUAUAGCAGUAUGUAAUCCAGUGCCAUCAAAUGUUUAGUUUAUAACUCCCAUAAUCCCUGACCAUCAGUCAUUUGAUUUAUGAGAAUUGUAAUCUAAAAUAUGGUAGCAGAGAGAUGCCAGAUUUUCCUACUUAUAGAAAUGGACAUAGCCGUUCUUGCCCAUGCAGGCAUGAAUUCAUAGGAACCUUGACUUUUUUUUUUUCCUAGUGUGCUUUCUAUUCAUUUUAGUAGAACUUGCAGACAUGUUCCUCAUAGAUUAACUUUUAUGAUUUCUCAGUUGUACUACAGAAGAAUUGCUGGGAACAAUAUUUAAAUGACCAAACCUUUUCUAUACAAUAUAUAUCUCCUCACUUGUAUUGUUUGCACACUUUUUAAUAAAUUGUGAAACUUUCACUAUUUCAAAAUAAUGAAUGAGAUAAAGGAUUAAUGAGAAUUGAACAGUAAUUUAUUCUUGGUCUUCCAGUGUAACUAAAUAAACUCUAAAAGGAGGUUAACUUAAUAACCUCCAUGCUCUUUAACAUGCCCUUUGCUGCUGUGGUUUAAUUCACCCAUGAUUAAAGAUUAGAUAUUGAAAAUGUGCCUAAAUUUAAUAAAAACUUUGUGAAGCUCA